Molecule: messenger RNA, 1778 nt
Organism: Benincasa hispida (wax gourd)
Lineage: Eukaryota; Viridiplantae; Streptophyta; Magnoliopsida; Cucurbitales; Cucurbitaceae
Product: DHHC-type zinc finger family protein
Molecular function (GO): palmitoyltransferase activity
Source: RefSeq, a predicted model, not a curated record
ACUUUUUCGCCGUGGAAUCCAGACCCCAUCAUCCCAUCUUCUCCUCUGUCUAAAUUCCGAGAAAACGAUACGCUAAAUUCGAUCCCUUUCCCUUCGCUCUUAAAUUUGCAGUCUCCACGAAAGCGAGACACUGAAAAGAAACACAACACCAAAAUCUUCCGAUUUUCAACUGAUUUUCAUUUCCCUUUUUGUUUUUUCCCCAAAUAUGGAUAAUCCCAGCUGAUUUCCGUUACCUCUCGGAUCACGAACGACGAGGGCUCCGUCGGAAUUCGCCGCCGGAACCGGCUGCGUUUCGGCUUCGACAAUUUUCCGGCGACUUGUUUCGGCUUUUUUCCCCGAGUUAUGCAUAGAUCUGGACCGGCCAUGGCUUGGAAUGUCUUCAAGUUCUGUACGGCCUUGCGAGGUCUUGGUUCGAUCAUGAUCCUUUUGGUUCUUGGGGUUGUCGGCGUCACCUAUUACGCCGUCGUUUUGACCAACUACGGCCCCGCCCUCUACGACGGCGGCCUCGAUUCUCUCAUUGCUCUCGCCGUUUUGAUCUCCUUCCAUUGUUUGUUGGUGAUGCUGUUAUGGAGUUACUUUUCUGUUGUUUUGACUGAUCCGGGAAGUGUUCCGCCCAAUUGGAGACCUGCUGUUGAUGAAGAACGAGCAGAAGGCGACCCGUUGAAUACAAUGGAGUUUAGCAUUUUGCAUCCCGAACUAUCGAAUCAAAGAAUACGAUAUUGUCGAAAAUGCAAUCACCUGAAACCACCACGCUGCCAUCAUUGUUCUGUUUGUGGGCGAUGCGUACUGAAGAUGGACCAUCAUUGCGUGUGGGUCGUUAAUUGUGUAGGGGCUCUGAAUUACAAAUACUUCCUUUUGUUUCUGCUGUACACAUUUCUAGAGACGAGUGUCGUGACUUUGUCGUUGUUACCGCACUUUAUUGCAUUCUUCAGUGAAGGAGAGAUACCUGGAACACCCAGUACCCUCGCUACGACCUUUAUCGCCUUUGUCUUGAAUCUGGCAUUUGCGUUGAGUGUUAUGGGGUUCCUGAUCAUGCACAUAUCUCUGGUGGCUGCAAAUACUACAACAAUUGAGGCUUAUGAGAAAAAAACGACUCCUAAAUGGCGUUACGACCUUGGUCGGAGAAGAAACUUUGAACAGGUAUUUGGGAUGGACAAGCGCUACUGGUUGAUCCCAGCUUAUUCAGAUGAAGAUUUGCGACGAAUGCCAGCGCUUCAAGGUCUCGAAUACCCAUCGAAGCCUGAGUUAGAAUCACAGGAGUUUUAGGAAGCCCUCAAGCAAACCCAGCAACUUUGCCGUCGUGCAAGGGAAAAUGUGGAAUCCCCAGCCGAACCCCAAACACGAUCUUCAGCCAUCUCUCUAAAAUAACAUCUUGAUCUUACUGCUAAUUCUAGCUCAACUGCAUUCUUCGUCCCCACUGGCUGAGGGAGAGGGAGAGGUGUCUCAUAUAAUGAAGCCGAUCGACGUGCGUAAUGUGAACAGGUUUUAAAGUAGUAGGGUUAACUUGAGUUUGUUACUUGUUCUGAAAUAACGUAUUUUCGGGAUGGCCGGAGAACCUUGGGAUAUCAAUGGGGAAAUGGCAAAUGUUUUCAAGUGUUACAUACUUUUUGCUGUAACCCUUUGUUUCUAUAGUUGAUGAUACCAUAGGUGACGGGCAAUCUCUGCUCCAGCCUUGCCUUCUCUUGUUUUGCUCUUUCUCAAAGUUGUAAGCAUUCUGUUUGGGUCGCGAAUCCCACCAAAAAAAAAAAAAAAAAAAAGAAGUUGAAUUACCAUUUCAA